AUGGAGGCAUUCACUUUUGCGCUGUCCACACAGGUGGAUUUGCCUGUAUGUGUCAAGAUUGGCUCACUGGAGGGCAAACAGAAGCAGAUUCCCUUCUCCCGUCUACUCCAAAACCCAGAAUUGCGAUACCUGGGUUCCUCCCAAAACCCCAACUCCGAUCUUUUUGUCACUUGUCAGCUAUGGUCGAACUCAAAGCCUCUCGGUGUGCCGAUGCAGACUUCCUAUAAAGCUUUCAAAACAUCUCGUUCGUGGAGUGAAUGGCUUCAGGUGCCUAUGUCCAUCAAGGAUGCCCCGCUGAACUCGCAACUCGCGAUAACGGUCUGGGAUUUGUCCCCGCUAGCGAGUGAUGGACCGCAAGGCCACGACGUUCCAUUCGGCGGAACGACAAUAUCACUAUUCGACCAUGAAGGGAAACUGAAGAUGGGUAGGCAGAAAUGCAAGAUCUAUCGUCAUAAGCCUGCGGAUGGUUAUUCAUCAACAGCAACGCCAUCCACUCCAACCCCGAAGCGGCGAAAGCCUAACAAUCGUGAUGCGCUUGCUCCAUCUAAAGAAGAAAUGGAAUUAGAACGGAUUGAAGUCCUGAUCAAAAAGCAUGAAAUGGGUGAAAUUACUCGGAUUGAUUGGAUGGAUCAAAUGGUCUUCCGUCAGUUGGAAAAGCUCAAGAUUCAAGCGGAGGACGCGGCCCGAAAAAGAGCAAUUCAUCUGACUAGCUUUAAGGCUAAGGCCAAAGAGGCUGAAGAUGAUAGUUCUGAUGAAGAAGACUCAGAAGAUGAGACCUUUGUCCUCUAUGUGGAAUUUCCGCGUUUUGACCACCCGAUUGUGUGGGCUGAUCACCAAUAUCUUCCACCUCCCAUCUCUGCAUACCCUCAGGCCAUGCCGUCCAAUCCCAAUUCAGCAUUGAAGCCUGUUCCAGAAGUCCGCUUCGGUCCAGGAAUUGAAGGAGGGGAUGGAGCUGGGGUAAUUAGGAUAUAUGACCCGGAAGUCGGACAGACCGGGAACCCAUGUGAGGAUAAACAUCGAAGAUUGAUUCGUAGCCAUCGAACCGGAUUCAUGGACCGAGAUCUGAAGCCCAACCCCAAAAAUCGGGAUGAGCUGAAUAUCAUUUUGUCAUACGAGCCCACGCAAGACCUUACUGCCGAGGAAAAGGACCAGGUAUGGAGGUUCAGGUAUUACUUGACUCGUGAAAAGAGAGCCUUGACCAAAUUUGUCAAAUCGGUCAACUGGCGCGACGAUGGAGAGUCUCGACAGGCUGUGGAAAUUCUACCCAAAUGGACAGACAUCGACGUUGAUGAUGCUCUGGAACUCCUAGGUCCCACAUUCGACAACCCGGCUGUGCGUUCGUAUGCUGUUGCAAGACUACGACAAGCAGAUGAUGAAGAGCUGCUUCUCUAUCUCCUCCAAUUGGUACAAGCUUUGAAAUACGAGGAAAGUUCCGAGAAUGGCGAGGACGACGCUGCACAUGAUUCCUCCCUUGCCAGUUUUCUCAUUACGCGAGCUGCGAACAAUUUCAAGCUCGGCAAUUAUUUGCAUUGGUACUUGAUGGUUGAGUGCGACGAUGCAGGCCCGGGUACUCUCUCAACACAGCGUCGGCUUUUUGCACGGGCCGAGUUCUACUUUAUGACCGAGUUGGAAAAGAUUCAUUCAGAGCACCGCAAAACACUCCUACGCCAAGGGGAACUUGUUGCUGUGCUUUCAAAGAUCGCCAAAGAUAUCCGUUUCUCCCGUGAUCCCCGGCCUACAAAAAUCGAGAAGCUUAAGAAAAUGCUACGAGAUCCCAAGAACGAGAUAGUCAACAUUGAUCCACCAUUGCCGCUGCCGCUAGACCCUGACGUUUCAAUCGUUGGCUGUUAUCCUGACGAAUCUAACGUCUUCAAGUCGACAUUAUCACCAUUGCAGAUCACAUUCAAAACUGCCGACGGUCGCCGAUAUCCCCUCUUAUACAAAGUUGGCGACGAUCUUCGUCAGGACCAACUGGUCAUUCAAAUUAUCAUUCUGAUGGACCGCCUUCUUCAAAAGGAGAAUCUAGACCUGAAGCUGACGCCAUAUCGAAUUCUUGCUACGAGCUCCACGGCGGGCGCCGUUCAGUUCAUUCCAUCAACUUCCCUCUCCGCCGCCUCCGCCAAAUAUAAGUCCAUUCUCACUUACCUGAAGGAGCACAAUCCCGAUGAAAACGAACCCCUCGGUGUCCGUAAAGAAGCUAUGGACACAUAUAUCAAGUCCUGUGCAGGAUACUGUGUGAUCACCUACCUCCUUGGUGUUGGCGACCGCCACCUGGAAAAUUUACUCCUUGCUCCAGAUGGCCACUUCUUUCACGCUGACUUUGGCUUUAUUCUCGGUCGUGACCCGAAGCCCUUUGCUCCCAUGAUGAAGCUUUGUAAAGAAAUGGUCGAGGGCAUGGGUGGCACAACCUCACCCCAUUACUUGCAGUUCAAGCAAUAUUGCUUUACAGCAUAUACCACCUUGCGCAAAUCUGCCAACUUGAUUCUCAAUCUAUUUAGUCUGAUGGUAGAUGCGAAUAUCCCAGAUAUUCGUGUUGAGCCUGAUAAAGCAGUAUUGAAAGUGAAAGAACGCUUUCACCUCGAGAUGACUGAAGAGGAGGCCAUCAGACACUUCGAGCAAUUGAUUGGUGAUAGUGUCAAUGCUAUCUUCGGCGUGGUGAUUGAUCGCCUACAUGAAUUUGUACAAGGCUGGAGAGCAUAA
Penicillium angulare is the source of this 2700-nucleotide messenger RNA. Its product is annotated as phosphatidylinositol 3-kinase VPS34. The transcript has 2 exons. NCBI's taxonomy places the organism in Eukaryota, Fungi, Ascomycota, Eurotiomycetes, Eurotiales, Aspergillaceae. Gene Ontology annotation, molecular function: 1-phosphatidylinositol-3-kinase activity. Gene Ontology annotation, cellular component: phagophore assembly site; phosphatidylinositol 3-kinase complex, class III, type I; peroxisome. Gene Ontology annotation, biological process: phosphatidylinositol-3-phosphate biosynthetic process; autophagosome assembly; phosphatidylinositol-mediated signaling. The record is from RefSeq and is a predicted model, not a curated record. Bases 1 to 2700 code for a protein of 899 amino acids.